This is a messenger RNA of Lasiosphaeria miniovina, 1920 nucleotides long. Its product is annotated as pseudouridine synthase. The transcript has 3 exons. Gene Ontology annotation, cellular component: nucleus. Gene Ontology annotation, molecular function: pseudouridine synthase activity; RNA binding. The record is from RefSeq and is a predicted model, not a curated record. Lineage: Eukaryota; Fungi; Ascomycota; Sordariomycetes; Sordariales; Lasiosphaeriaceae. Gene Ontology annotation, biological process: tRNA pseudouridine synthesis; mRNA pseudouridine synthesis. The coding region runs from base 1 to 1920 and encodes 639 amino acids.
AUGGCAGCCGACGAUUCAAUUCCUCUCCCGCCGGCGAGCGCCCCUGCAGCAGACACCAAUACGACGACGAGGCCCGCAGACGAGAGCGGCCGGGGUGGUCGCGGUCGUGGCGGUUACAAGGGCGGUUACCAGAGCGAGAGGCGGGGUGGUGCCAGAGGCGGGCGAGGCGGGCGAGGCGGCGGGCGAGGAGGGAGAGACCGCGGCAAUGACAAGGGCGGCGACGACCGCAAUAACUCGGAGCUUGGACUCAGGAAACGCGACUUCCCCACCAAUCGCGAAAAAGUGCAGAACAACCGAUCCGCCAAACGACUCAAGGUCAUCGAGGACGAUGUCCAGGGCAACAGCUACAUGAGCAUUUCCUUCACCCCCGAGGAGAUCGCUGCCGAGGAACGCCGACCGAAGCGAAAGGUGGCUGUGCUCAUCGGCUACGCGGGCACGGGUUACCACGGCAUUCAGAUCAACCACAAGGACAAGACGAUUGAGGGCGAUAUAUUUGCCGCCUUUGUUGCCGCCGGUGCCAUCUCCAAGGCCAAUGCCGACGACCCCAAGAAGUCGAGCCUGGUCCGCUGCGCGCGAACCGACAAGGGCGUCCACGCCGCCGGGAAUGUCCUAUCGCUCAAGCUUAUCGUCGAAGACGAGGAUAUCGUCGAAAAGAUCAACAAGCUCCUUCCCGACCAGAUCAGAAUCUGGGCGAUCCAGCGGACCAGCAACGGUUUUAGCUGCUACCAAUCCUGCGAGUCGCGAUGGUAUGAGUACCUCAUGCCCAGCUACGCUCUCCUGCCGCCCCAGCCACACAGCUUCCUGGGAAAGAAGGUAGUCGAGUCAGCGAAAGAGAAGGGCAUGUUUGAGGAAUACUUUAGUCGGCUGGACGAUGUCAAGGAUUUUUGGGACGACGUGGAAAAGAAUGACAUCCAGCCCAUUCUCGACAAUUUAGACGCAGACACCAGAGCGGAGGUCGUGCGGCUGUUGGAAGAGACUGGAGAGCAAGAGCUUGCCGACGAGUCUGUACCCACAGAAUCGAACAGCAAGGCAAAGGCCAAGGUCCAGAAGGAUCAGGUCGCGGCAAUACCCGAAGCCGAGUCAACCAAAAGCGCCGAGACGAAUGACGCGGUGGACAUUGACAGCGAGGGCGUUUCGACAAGCAAACCCGUUGCUGAGAAGGAACAGGCAGGAGAAAAGGAGCUCUCCCCUGCUGAGCUAGCACUCCGGGAAGUCAAGGCCGCAUACAUCACAGCCAAGCGGCGCUACCGGGCCACACCGCGCCGCCUUGAGAGGCUCCAGCAAGCUCUGGAUCACUAUCUCGGCACGCACAACUUCCACAACUACACCAUACUCAAGUCCUUUGCGGACCCGUCAGCCAAACGACACAUCAAGUCGUUCAAGGUUGACCCGACGCCGAUCUGCAUUGGCGAUACCGAGUGGCUCUCGGUCAAGAUCCACGGCCAGAGCUUCAUGAUGCACCAGAUUCGCAAAAUGAUUGCGCUGUCGGUGAUGCUGGUCCGCUGCGGCGCUCCGCUCGACAUCAUCAACGACAGCUACGGGCCGCGGCGCAUUAGCAUCCCCAAGGCGCCAGGUCUCGGCCUGAUGCUGGAGCGUCCAGAGUUCACCGAGUACAACAAGAAGGCGGCUGGGCUCGGCAAGGAGGCUAUCGACUUUUCCAAGUACGAGGAUCAGAUCCAAAAGUUCAAGGACGGGUACAUCUACCGGCGCAUGUUUGAGGUAGAGGAGCAGGAGAACUCGUUCCACUUGUUCUUCAACCAGGUCGACAACUUCUGCACCGACUACUUCCUUUGGGCUACCAGCGGCGGAGUGGAGGCGUCGCAUGAGCGUUCGGACCGCAAGGGCGGCGAGAGAGUACCCAAAGCGCUGCAGACCGAACUUGGAGACGAGGCGGAUGGCGUGGUGGAGAUUGGCACGUGA